Molecule: messenger RNA, 1914 nt
Organism: Penicillium canescens
Lineage: Eukaryota; Fungi; Ascomycota; Eurotiomycetes; Eurotiales; Aspergillaceae
Product: AAA family ATPase CDC6
Exons: 3
Coding region: 1-1914 (637 amino acids)
Biological process (GO): mitotic DNA replication checkpoint signaling; cell division; DNA replication initiation
Cellular component (GO): nucleus
Molecular function (GO): DNA replication origin binding; ATP binding; ATP hydrolysis activity
Source: RefSeq, a predicted model, not a curated record
AUGGCUGGGACUGUCUUGGGAAAGCGCGCUCGUGUUGAGUCGGAAGCAUUGCCGGUGCGGACCGCAAGCAAGCGCCGAACAAUUGUCCCCCGAUCCCGACAAGAACCUGCCCCCGCUCAGCCCUUACGACGGACGAGGUCAACUGUCAAGAAAGCUCUUGAACAACCCGAUCAAGAAAACGGCAAGGAGAAAAUUGUCUCAGAAGUUUCAAAACAUACCCUCCGCGAUGACGAGCCCCAUUCUCCGGUUAAGGCCAAUACGCAUGUACAGAUCCCAGAAUCAGUGGAUGAAGAACCUACAAAGCCCGCCGAAUUCAAGACACCUUCGAAAUCACGAUUCCGGGAUGCCCUACCACACUCUCCGGUCACACCUAGACAUCGGGUCCAGGUGGGCGCAAAGGCUUUAACACCAAGGACCCCCCGCCAUGCGGAUCUUCCGCCGACCCCACGACAGAGUGCUACUCCAACGAUCACUCAGCAAACGGUGUACUCUCAAGCAAGACAGUUGUUCGCUCGUGGUGCUACCUCCGGUCGCUUAGUGGGAAGAGACGCAGAGCGAGAGAAAUUGGUUUCUUUCAUCACAGAGGGAGUGAAGUCGCGCAAUGGAGGCUGUCUUUACGUCAGUGGCCCCCCAGGGACUGGAAAGAGUGCCAUGGUCCAGGAAGUAUGCGCAGACCUCGAUCUGUCCGAAGUGAGGGUGUCGCAUGUCAACUGCGCAAGCAUGCGAGUGUCUCGAGAUGUCUACAGCAAACUCAUCCUAGAUUUUUGCGAGGAUACAGACGUGUUCAAGAAGAGCGAGGCGGAUCGUUUGAAGUCCAUGUUCAUUCCGUCCAAGAAAGGACAGGACAUGUUCUUGGUCACCCUGGAUGAGAUUGAUCACCUACUCAAUGGCGAUUCUGGGGUGUUACAGUCUCUGUUCGAGUGGUCCUUGCAAAGCAAUUCCAAGCUGAUGCUCAUCGGUAUAGCCAACGCACUGGACUUGACUGACCGCUCACUUCCACAACUCAAGGCUAAGAACCUGAAGCCCCGUUUGCUACCGUUCUUGCCGUACAGCGCCACAUCUAUCGCAAAUGUCAUGACAAAUCGUCUUCGAUCAUUGCUCCCUCCCGGGACAGAGUCCGACCCGAAGCUCGUCCCCUUUGUUCAACCAGCUGCCAUCCAGCUUUGUUCAAAGAAGGUAGCCUCGCAAACUGGUGACCUGCGCAAGGCAUUUGAGCUUAUCAAACGAGCGAUUGAUGUUAUCGAACAGGAGACUGUGCAAAAACUAGAGAAGCAAGCCAUGGAGCCCGAGAAUGUGUCGAUCCUGGCGGAGAAUACCAACCUUUCUUCGCCUGUCAAAGGAGCUGCUGCUCCCAAGCCAACAUCGAUGUCAAGCUACACUGUCAUUACGGCGCCCCGAGCCAGUAUUGCACACAUUGCCCGAAUUACAUCCGCAGCCUUCGGUCAAGGUACCGUUCAAAGACUUCAAAGUCUAAAUCUCCAGCAAAAGGCUGCAGUUUGCUCCUUGAUUGCACUUGAACGGAAACGUCGUCAAUUUGAGGUCCCAAGCACACCUUCCAAGUCACGAUCCUCAGCACCUACUGUGAAACAAGCCUUCGACACAUAUUGCACCUUGUGCCGCAACGACAACAUCCUCCAUCCCUUGACUGCCACCGAAUUCAAGGACGUUCUCAGCAACUUGGAAACCAUGGGCUUAGUUGGUGAGUACCAGGGCCGCGGCCGCGGUGGAACUGUGGCAGGUGGCACGGAUAUCCGUCGUACGCCCUCAAAGUCAGGCCACGCACCAUCAACACCUCACAAGGCGCUGGACGAACAAGGUCUUGUCUGCUUCGUCUCCCAGCAGGAAAUCGAGAGCCAGAUCGUCGGACCUGGGGAGGGAAUCCUUCGGCGCCUACUCCGUGGCGAGGGGAUCUGA